CCAACCUCGCCAUGUUGUCGUUGUAAAUCUGUUGCUCCAGUUUUCACACUUUCUACCGCAGAUUAAAUCUUUCUUGGCGACUGAUCCAGCUGUUAAAGUAGCAGGAUGUCGAGCGUGUCCUACCACAUCUCCAGCCUGUUGGAGAAAAUGACCUCCACUGACAAAGACUUCAGGUUCAUGGCCACAAAUGACCUGAUGCUAGAGCUGCAGAAGGACAGCAUCAAACUGGACGAGGACAGCGAGAGGAAAGUGGUGACCAUGCUGCUCAAACUGCUGGAGGACAAGAAUGGAGAGGUGCAGAACCUGGCCGUGAAAUGCCUGGCGCCUCUGGUGAGUAAAGUGAAGGAGCCACAGGUGGAGGCGAUGGUGGACACUCUGUGCUCCAACAUGACGUCCAGCAAGGAGCAGCUGAGAGACAUUUCCAGCAUGGGGCUGAAGGCCGUGAUCGGCGAGCUGCCGCUGUCCUCGUCAGGUUUGCCUCUCACAGCGAGCGUGUGUAAGAAGAUUACCUCCCAGCUGAUUGGUGCUUUGGGAAAACAAGAAGACGUUUCCGUGCAGCUGGAGGCCCUGGACAUCCUGUCGGACAUGUUGGGAAGGCUUAGCGGUGCACUGGUCAGUUUCCACAGCUCUCUUCUCUCGUGCCUGCUGCCUCAGCUAACCAGCUCCAGAAUGGCGGUAAGGAAGCGCAGCAUCCUGGCUCUGGGUCACCUGGUGCCGUGCUGCAGCCCCGCCCUCUUCUCACAGCUGACCGAACAUCUGCUGAAGGAGCUGGGGAAGAGCCCGCCCACUUCCAUGACCAGGACGUACAUCCAGUGCCUGGCGACCGUCAGUCGGCAGGGCGGCCAUCGAGUUGGUGAACAUCUGGAGAAGCUGAUUCCCCUAGUGGUAAAGUUUACGAGCGUGGAGGACGACGAGCUGAGAGAGUAUUGUUUUCAGGCCUUCGAAGCUUUUAUACGCAGGUGUCCGAAGGAGAUGUCACCUCACGUCGCCACGGUGACUCAGCUCUGUCUUAAAUUCAUGACCUUUGACCCCAACUACAACUAUGAUGACAACGAGGAGGAGGAGGAGGACAGCAUGGACAUUGAGGAUGGAAAUGAUGAAGAAUCGGACGACGAGUACAGCGACGAUGACGACAUGAGCUGGAAGGUGCGGCGCUCCGCCGUCAAGUGCCUGGAGGCGUUGAUCGCCACGCGCAGGGAUCUCCUGCUUUCCUUCUACACCUCCAUCUGCCCCGCCCUGCUGGCCCGGUUCAAGGAGCGCGAGGAGAACGUGAGGGCCGACGUCUUUGCCGCCUUUUCCAUGCUGCUGAAACAGACCCGGACGGGUUCAAGCCACCACUCUCUCAUCACGACUCGCGUGGACCCGGCGUCCAGCAGGGAGCAGGAGCCGGCCGUCGCGCUGCUCAAGAAACAGGUGCCGGUGAUUGUGAAAGCUCUCCACAGACAGCUGAAGGAGAAGAGCGUUAAAUCUCGGCAGGGCUGCUUUAGCCUGCUCACCGAGCUGGCUCACACCGUCCCCGGAGCCCUGGAGGAGCACAUCCCUGCCCUGAUACCCGGCAUCGUCUUCUCCCUGACAGACAAAUCCACCUCCUCCACCAUGAGGAUUGACGCUCUCUCCUUUUUUCACGUGCUCCUGCUCUCCCACCCGCCUCAUGCCUUUCAGGCUCUCAUGCAGGUGCUCCUGCCCGCCGUUUUGGCCUGCGUUGACGACUCUUUCUACAAGAUCACGUCGGAGGCUCUGCUGGUCACCCAGCAGCUGGUCAGAGUGAUGAGGCCGCAGGGACAGAACGCCACAUCUGCAGGAUUUGAUCCCAAACCCUUCGUCAAGGAGGUGUUUUCUGUGACUAUGAAGCGGCUCAAGGCGACGGACAUCGACCAGGAAGUGAAGGAGAGAGCCAUUUCCUGCAUGGGUCACAUGGUGUGUCACCUUGGUGACCACUUGGGGGCGGAGCUGCAGGGAGUCUUAGCCAUCUUUCUGGAGAGAUUAAAGAACGAGAUAACGAGACUGACGGCGGUUAAGACCAUCACUCUCAUCUCUGCGUCCCCUUUAAAGAUUGACCUGUCACCCAUCCUGCCGGAGACUCUGUCUGUGUUGGGCUCCUUCCUGAGGAAGAACCAGCGGGCGCUGAAGCUCGGGACGCUGGCGUGCCUCACGGCGCUGGUCACUCAUCACGGCGCCAGCAUCAAACCUGCAGCUCUGGAGCCCGUGCUGACCGAGCUCCCGCCCCUGGUGGAUGAGACGGACAUGCACGUGUCACAGGUCUCCAUCACCUUGCUGACGUGCAUGGCCAAAGCCUACCCCUCGUCCCUGGCUAAGAUCAGCUCCUCGGUGCUGCCGGGAGUCUUCCGGCUCAUCCACUCCCCUCUGCUGCAGGGCGGCGCGCUGGUGGCCAUCCUGGACUUCCUCCAGGCCCUGGUCCAGUCCAAGGCCAGUAACCUGGGCUACAGCCAGUUGCUGAAGUCGCUGACGGAGCCGUUUCAAGGCUCCAAGUCCUCCGCAGACGGCAGCGGCCUCCACCGGCAGUCGUACCACUCGGUUGCUCGCUGCGUGGCCGCUCUGUCGUCAGCGUCUCCCAAAGAUACGCCAGGAACUGUGUCCAGCCUCAUUCAGCAGGUGAAGAAUGCCGGGUCUCCGGAGUCCGCUCGCGUCCUGGCUCUGCUGUGUCUGGGCGAGGUGGGGAGGAGCGGCAGUCUUGGAGGCAGCAAGGAGGUGCAGGGGGUCAUCCUGGAGGCCUUCUCCUCCACCAAUGAGGAGGUGAAGACGGCGGCCUCGUGCGCUUUAGGCAGCAUGGCCGUCGGCAGCCUGAGCGAGUACCUCCCCUUCCUGCUCAAAGAGAUCUCAGCUCAGCCACGGAGGCAGUAUCUCCUCCUGCACUCCCUCAAGGAAGUCAUCAGUGCCUGUCCGGCCUCUAGUCUCUCGCCACAUGUGGAGUCUAUCUGGUCUCUGCUGUUUCAGCACUGCGAGUGUCAGGAGGAAGGAACCAGGAACCUGGUGGCCGAAUGUUUGGGGAAGCUGACGUUAGUCAACCCGGCGCAGCUUCUGCCCAGACUCAAGCAGCAAAUUAAAACCGGUUCUCCUCUAGCUCGCAGCACAGUGGUGACCGCCAUCAAGUUCACCAUCGUGGACCAUCCCGCUCCCAUAGACUCACUUCUGAAAGACUGCAUCGGAGACUUCCUGAAGACCCUGCAGGACAAGGACAUCAAUGUGCGGCGAGUGGCGUUGGUGAUGUUUAACUCGGCGGCUCACAACAAGCCCUCCCUGAUCCGCGGCCUCCUGGGAGCCGUGCUGCCUCACCUCUACAAGGAGACCCAGAUCCGGAAGGACCUCAUCAGAGAGGUGGAGAUGGGCCCGUUCAAACACACCGUGGAUGAUGGCUUGGACGUGCGUAAAGCAGCAUUUGAGUGCAUGUACACGCUGUUGGACGGCUGCCUGGAGGGACUGGACGUCCUGCAGUUUCUGGAUCACGUAGAGGAAGGACUCAAAGACCACUAUGACAUCAGAAUGCUGACCUUCUUGAUGCUCGCCAGACUGGUCUCCUUGUGUCCCGCGGCUGUUCUCCAAAGACUGGACCGGUUGAUUGAGCCUCUUAAAGCUACAUGCACCACCAAAGUGAAGGCCGGCUCUGUGAAGCAGGAGUUCGAGAAGCAGGAGGAGCUGCGGCGCUCGGCCAUGCGCGCCGUCGCCGCCCUGCUGGCCAUACCGGAGGUGGAGAGGAGCCCCAGCAUGGCCGAUUUCGCCAAUCAAAUCCGAUCCAACGCUGACAUGGCAUCCAUCUACCAGAGCGUCCAGGGAGGGGAGGGGGGUGGCGUCGGAUCCACAGAGAGCAUGGAUUUUAGCUAGACCAAGGAUACCGGGAGGUUUUUAAAUGAUUUUUUUUUAAUUAUAGGUUGAAAUACAGUACAGGUCUUUGUCUGAAAUCAGGCAAACGUUUCGGUUUAGAUUGUAAAGUACACCGGAUUUUUAAACCAACGUUGGGUGUUCUACUUCUGUUUGAUGUGAACUUCCUCCACAGCAAAACUCUGUUUUUUUUAAAUAAGCAGAUAUAAAGGAUUAAAUGGACUUCAACAGAACACUGCUUUAGCUUUAUUUUGUUUUAUUUCCCAGACGAAUUGUGUUAAAUGUACAUAAAAUGAAGGAGCAACUGUG
Messenger RNA from Cololabis saira (Pacific saury), 4146 nucleotides. RefSeq names its product cullin-associated and neddylation-dissociated 2 (putative) (gene cand2). Gene Ontology annotation, cellular component: nucleus. Lineage: Eukaryota; Metazoa; Chordata; Actinopteri; Beloniformes; Belonidae. Bases 106 to 3840 code for a protein of 1244 amino acids. The transcript has 24 exons. The record is from RefSeq and is a predicted model, not a curated record. Gene Ontology annotation, biological process: SCF complex assembly; protein ubiquitination.